CCCACCCAGGACGCAGCCAUGACCGAGAACUCCGCCCCGGCCGCCCCCAAGGCCAAGCGCGCCAAGGCGGCCAAGAAGGCCCCGGACCGCCCCAAGUACACCGACAUGAUCACCGCCGCCAUCAAGGCUCUCCACAGCCGCGGCGGCGUGUCCCGCCAGGCCAUCCAGAAGUACAUCACCGGCAAGUACCGGGUGGGCGACAACGCCAACGUCCAGGUCAAGAUGGCCCUGAAGAAGCUGGUCCACAACGGCACCAUCAAGCAGACCAAGGGGUUCGGCGUCUCAGGCUCCUUCCGGCUGGCCAAGGGCGACGAGCCCAAGAAGGCGGUGAGGAAGGCGGCCCGCUCGCCCAGGAAGGCGGGCGCGGCCCCCAGGAAGGCGGCCAAGGCGACGGCCAAGCCGAAGAAGGCCAAAGUGGAGAAGAAGAAAGCCAAGACGCCGAAGAAGAAGGUGGCCACACCCAAAAAGACCAAGAAGGCAAAACCAGCAAAAGCCAAGGCCAAGACCAAGAAGAAAUCCAACAGCCAGAAACCUAAAGGGAAGAAAGCCAGGAAGUGAUCGCCGUCGCUCCAUGAAAACGUGGACUGGUCUUUGGGUUUCCAUUUUAAUUCUCUGGAAACUUUGUGUACAUACAGUUUAAAUUUUUUUUUGAAUUCAAUGAGGAGACUUUUUAUUUUGUCAGCAGCUCUUUGUGUCUUACGCUUGAAAA
Messenger RNA from Carcharodon carcharias (great white shark), 709 nucleotides. Its product is annotated as histone H1.0-like. The transcript has a single exon. Lineage: Eukaryota; Metazoa; Chordata; Chondrichthyes; Lamniformes; Lamnidae. Gene Ontology annotation, biological process: chromosome condensation; negative regulation of DNA recombination; nucleosome assembly. The coding region runs from base 19 to 558 and encodes 179 amino acids. Gene Ontology annotation, molecular function: double-stranded DNA binding; structural constituent of chromatin; nucleosomal DNA binding. The record is from RefSeq and is a predicted model, not a curated record. Gene Ontology annotation, cellular component: nucleus; nucleosome.